This is a messenger RNA of Ananas comosus (pineapple), 587 nucleotides long. RefSeq names its product EC protein I/II-like. The record is from RefSeq and is a predicted model, not a curated record. Gene Ontology annotation, molecular function: zinc ion binding. The coding region runs from base 51 to 320 and encodes 89 amino acids. The transcript is spliced from 2 exons. NCBI's taxonomy places the organism in Eukaryota, Viridiplantae, Streptophyta, Magnoliopsida, Poales, Bromeliaceae.
ACGUCCCCCAAACCCUACUCCUUGUACCAGAGCUCGCGAACUGGGUAGGCAUGGCCGAUCGCUGCAACGACAAGUGCGGGUGCGCCGUGCCGUGCCCCUGCGGCGACGCUUGCAGGUGUGGCGCUGCUGCGACGGGGGCGGCGGCGGCGGGGACGGCGACGGCGACGGCGACGCAGGCGCACGAGACGUGCACGUGCGGGGAGCACUGCAGCUGCAACCCCUGCACGUGUGAGAAGGCCGGGACGGGAGCGGCGGUGGGAACGGGCCGGGCCGCGUGCACGUGCGGCCCCACCUGCACGUGCACAAGCUGCGCGGCAUAGAUGGGCAUGCAUGAUGGCAUACGUGUGGCUUAAUAAGUUAGUAACAACGAACAUGUGUUACCUUUUUUAUAUAUUGGCGAGUAAGAGAGAGCAGCGUAACGAAAUAAGUAUGUGACUUAUAAAACGAAGAUGUUUGGUAUUGUAGUUCUACGUCGUGAUCGGUGACGCGUGCGUGUUUUUCUAUUUUCUUUUUUUUUUUUUUUUUUAUGGUUUGUAAUUAUUGGGGUGUUGUGAUCAAAAUUUAUACUAUUUGGAUAGGGGUGUCAA